Molecule: messenger RNA, 6826 nt
Organism: Sander lucioperca (pikeperch)
Lineage: Eukaryota; Metazoa; Chordata; Actinopteri; Perciformes; Percidae
Gene: neurl4
Product: neuralized E3 ubiquitin protein ligase 4
Exons: 29
Coding region: 73-4926 (1617 amino acids)
Molecular function (GO): ubiquitin protein ligase activity
Source: RefSeq, a predicted model, not a curated record
GUCUACCGGCUGCCAUAACGUUAGCUACUGUCGCAAACCCCGACUGUCGUGAAUACUGGCCGCCCACUGAAGAUGGCGGCGGAGCUGCAUCCGCGGAGCGGAAAGCUGAUCGGCCUGUCCAACUCGAACCGAACCGCCCGGCGCAACCAGCCAGUCCAGGAGUUCAACCAUGGCCUGGUGCUUAGUAAGGAGCCGCUGAGGGACCGGGACGUCUUCACCGUCCGUAUUGACAAGAAGGUGAACUCGUGGAGCGGUUCCAUUGAGAUUGGUGUGACGGCACUGGACCCCGCCGCGCUGGACUUCCCCAGUAGCGCCACAGGCCUUAAGGGCGGCUCCUGGAUCGUGUCAGGCUGCUCGGUACUACGUGACGGGCGCUCGGUCCUGGAGGAGUACGGGCGCGACCUCGACCAGCUAGCCGAGGGCGACCGAGUGGGCAUUCAGCGCAGCUCCCGCGGGGAGCUGCACCUCUGGGUAAAUGGCCAGGACUGCGGUUCGGCCGCAAGCGGCUUGCCGCCCAAGCUCUGGGCAGUGGUGGACCUGUACGGCAAGUGCACACAAGUGACGGUGGUGAGCUGUGAGCCACCACCGCCCUCUACGGAGAAAGAGACAAUAGGGCGGGCCGAGGAGGUGGAUGAUGAUGAUGAGGAGGAGGAAGAGGAGGAGGAGGAGGAAGAGGAAGAGGUGGUGGUGUGUGGGGGUCGGGAGGAUGCGGGGAUCACGGCACUGAUGAAUGUGGCAGCAAUGAAUGGAAUGAUGAAUGGAAAUGAAGUGCCUGAGCUUAGCUGCAGCAGACCAGACAAGUUCCCCAACAACCUGCAGCCGGACACGGUUCUAACAGAGCACCAGCUCUUUGACGUGUUCAACAAAGCAAUAGUAUCUUUUUAUCGCUCUGAGGAUGAGGGGGGAGGGGAAGAUGGUGGUGGCGGCGGAGGAGGAGUAGCAGGAGGAGGAGGCGGCGGCGGCGGCGGCGGAAAUUCAGGAUCUGACUCCUCUUCCAGAAAUGACAGGGGGAGCAGCAGUGGAGGAGGUGCAGUCAACAGCGACAGUGGAACAGGGACAACAGGCGGAAGUGCUGGAGAAGGUGGAAACACGAACAACAGCCCAGCUGGUAACGGAGGGUUGGGGCUGGCGGCUGUGACGGGUGCGAUGACCACCAACGACGCGCUGCUCUUCCACGAGAAAUGUGGCACACUGAUCAAACUGAGCAACAACAACAAGACAGCGGAGCGGAGGAGACCGCUGGACGAGUUCAAUAACGGCGUGGUGAUGACCAACCGGCCGCUCCGACACAACGAGAUGUUUGAGAUCCGCAUUGAUAAGCUGGUUGACAAGUGGUCAGGCUCAAUAGAGAUUGGUGUGACCACACACAAUCCCAACAACCUGGACUAUCCUGCAACUAUGACCAAUCUGCGCUCAGGUACAAUCAUGAUGAGUGGCUGUGGGAUACUGACCAACGGGAAAGGAACCCGCAGGGAAUACUGUGAAUUCAGCCUCGAUGAACUUCAGGAGGGAGACCUCAUAGGGUUGAUGCGCAAAGCCAGCGGAGCGCUCCAUUUCUACAUCAAUGGCAUCGACCAAGGUGUUGCAGCAGCCCAGACCCCCGGCGUGGUCUACGGUGUGGUCGACCUCUACGGCAUGGCAGUCAAAGUCACCAUAGUCCACAACCACAACCACAGUGACCGCCUCAGACGCAACAACGCCAUCAUGAGGGCUCUAUCGCCUGAUGUCGGCCGGCCCAGGCCAGCUCUUUCCCUCACUCCAGACUCGGAGGGGCCCGACCGACUGCUCUUUCACGCCAACUGUGGCCAGAAGGCCGCCAUCAUCAGUGAAGGCAGGACGGCGCUGCGGCCACAUGCGACUGAUGACUUCAACCACGGCGUGGUCCUGAGCAGCCGGCCGCUGCGCUCCAACGAGGUGUUCCAGGUUCGCAUCGACAAGAUGGUGGACAAGUGGGCGGGUUCCAUCGAAAUCGGUGUCACAACGCACAACCCUGCAUACCUGCAGCUGCCCUCCACCAUGACCAACCUGCGCUCAGGGACGUGGAUGAUGACGGGGAAUGGCGUAAUGCACAACGGAACAACAAUACUGGAUGAGUACGGACACAACCUGGACCGGCUCAAGGCAGGUGACACAGUAGGCGUAGUGCGGAAAGAAGACGGCAGCCUCCACUUCUUUGUAAACGGCGUGGCUCAGGGCCCGGCGGCCUGGAACAUCCCUCCCAGUGUCUAUGCCGUGGUCGACCUCUAUGGCCAGGCUGCUCAGGCCACCAUCAUGGACGACAUGGUGGACUUCCUGCCUCUCCCAGAGGACAGCUCAGAGGGUCCCACAGCCAUGUCCCCCGGGAGCCCCUGCUCAGUCGGAGGGGCCAGCACAACCAACGACCUGCGUUUCCACCACCUACACGGCACCAACGCCGUCAUCACCAACGGGGGGCGCACCGCCCUGCGUCAGAACUGCCGCAGCGAGUUCAACGACGCUAUUGUCAUUUCCAACAGGUGCCUUCGAGAUGGAGAGCUGUUUGAAAUCAUUAUUCAGAAGAUGGUGGACCGCUGGUCGGGUUCAAUAGAAGCAGAUUUUCUCCUCCCCCCUCUGUGUCCAGGAGUGACAGCCAUCAGGCCAGAUGAGCUCGAGUUUCCUAACACUAUGACUGAUAUCGACUAUGACACUUGGAUGCUCAGUGGAACGGCCAUCAUGCAGGAUGGCAACACGAUGCGCAACAACUACGGUUGUGACCUGGACUCCCUGACCACGGGCUCACGGAUUGGCAUGAUGCGCUCAGCCAGCGGCGACCUCCAUUAUUACAUCAAUGGUGUGGAUCAAGGAGUCGCCUGCACCGGCCUGCCAUCAGAGGUGUAUGCUGUGAUUGACCUGUAUGGUCAGUGUGUUCAGGUGUCCAUCACCAGCUCCUCAGGCCCGCUGGACAACAGCCUCUGUACCAGCAACAUCACUGAGAAGAGCUUUCCCAUCCACUCACCAGUAGCAGGCGUUGCCCAUAGGCUCCACAAUAAACACGGUAAGAACGUGGUGUUGCUCGGCGACGGCUGCCAGGGCGUCAGAGUGGGAGGUUACGCUCACGGCAUCGUGUUCAGUGCGAAGGAACUCAAAGCGGACGAGCUGUUUGAGGUGAGGAUUGAUGAAGUGGAUGAGCAGUGGUGCGGUUCGCUGCAUAUCGGUCUGACCACACUGGCACCUCCAGAGCUGCCGUCCUGCCCGCUGUCAGGUCUCUCCCCCUCCCUCACGCAGCUUCGCACCAAGGUCACCUGGCUGCUCUGCGGCUCUGAGGUCCGUCGCAACGGAGUGCUGCAACGCCAGAACUACGGCUGUUCACUGGACCGGCUGACGGUUGGGAACCGUGUGGGUGUGAAGAGGUGCAGUGACGACACCAUGCACAUCUUUAUUGAUGGGGAAGACAUGGGGCCUGCAGCGACUGCAGUAGCCAAGAAUGUGUAUGCAGUUUUGGACCUGUAUGGGCGGAUAACAGCGGUGUCCAUCGUGAGCUCUUCGUUGAUAGAGGACAUGGAAAGCGUGAAGGCGCCCUCGCUUGCCUCAGACAGCUGCAGUGAAGGAGAGGAAGACUGCACCCCCGUCAGAGAGGUUGAGACUGAGCCAUGUGCGCUGGUGCCCACCGUCAUGGCGUUCCUGGAAAACCACGGCAAAAACAUCCAGCUGUCCAACCAGAACCUGACAGCAGCCAGAGUAUCCAGCUAUAACCAGGGCCUGCUGGUCACCGCCCAGCCGCUGGCUCGCCAGCAGCUGUUCCAGUUUCAAAUCGACCGUCUGAACCCAUCAUGGACGUCGUCGCUGUCGUUAGGGGUGAUAGGUCAUUCCCCCGACCGGCUCAACUUCCCCUCCACAGCGUGUUGUCUGAAACGCUCCGCCUGGCUGCUGCAGAGAGACUCCAUCUUCCACAACUCUCUCAAGAUAUGUGAGAACUAUGGUCCUAAUCUUGACACUUGUCCGGAGGGGACGGUGUUGGGUCUGCUGGUGGACGCCAACAGUUGUCUCCACCUCUACGUCAACGGCAUGGACCAGGGUGUGGCAGCGCAGGACAUUCCUUCACCCUGCUACCCCUUCAUCGAUCUCUACGGCCAGUGUGAACAGAUUACUAUAGUGAAAGACAGUGUGCCAGCUGUGGGUGGUGAGAAUGGUGAGACCCGUUGUCAAGGCGAUAUGGAGAAGGCGGACAUGGUUGACGGAAUCAAAGAGAGUGUGUGCUGGACGCCCCCUCCAGAGAUCAACCUCAACAAGACCUGUGAGUACCAGGCACUAUGCUCACGCUUCAAGGACCUGCUCACGUUACCAGACGGCUAUUUUGACGAAGACGCAAAGUACAAUCUGUGCUACUGCGAGUCCUGCCACAAGCUUCGGGGCGACGAGGCUUAUUACAAGAGAGGAGAGCCGCCCCGGGACUAUGCCCUGCCCUUCGGAUGGUGCCGCUUCGCCCUCAGGAUCAAGCCCCACUGUGAGGUUUCCAAUGCACUGAAGAAGUGGCACAUCGCGUACCACGGCACAAGUGUAGGAGCCCUGCGACGCACGCUGGACCACAGCCAGCUGCUGCCUGGGAUGUCGUCCAUCUUCUCAGUGUCCCCAGUGAAGGCGGAGGGGCCUAAUGGCUACAGUGAGCCAGAGGAGAACAGCGCCCCCGGCAGGGAGGUUCCCAGAGUGCGGCUCUCCCCCACUAUGCGCUACUCCGGCAUGGAGAUCUUUGCCCCCAAAGUGCAAUUUCGGGACCCCCGUUCUCACCGCAGUCACCAGGCUCAGGUUGGGUUCCAGGUGUGUGUGCGUCCAGGCUCCUACAAAGUGGGACCGCAGACGCUUGGCCACAGCGAACCCCUGGACCCUCGCUUCAGCAACUCAGAGAUUGAGUGGAUCACGAAAGAGCAGGGCGGCACACUCCUCUACGGACUGCUGAUCCGGGUCGAGUGAAUGGAGCAACGAGGGAGGCAUUCGGGUGGAAGUGGGGAGGGUCCGUGUGGUGCUCCUCGUGCUUUGAAUAAACUGACAACCAAAUCCAACCCCUGCCUUGAGCGAGAGACUCCUCUGGAAUCCAGCUGUUCCAAUUGUGGAUUGUUGACAAUUCAGCAUUAUUGAUUUGUUUUGUCUAUUUUGUUGGUUUGCUCUUGGACUCUUUUAAUGGCCGGGAGCUACGGCGGUUUCAAAGAAGAACAGACACUGCCUGCACUUUAUGUUUCGGACACUCGUGGGCGAUUUUUAAACUAACUUGUCAUCGACUCGACACGUUUGUUCAUUCUCUACAGGUUUUUUUUUUUUGACACAAUUUUGUUGUCAUUCUUCCCAAAAUAUUUUCUCCCACCCACACAAACAGCAAUUUUUUUUCUUUACCUUUUGGCACUUAUUUUAACACGUAUCCAUCUGCUCUCGUUAGUGUUUUUUUAAUUUGGGAGGAGCUGUCCCCUGCCAACCUGCACGUUAACGGACUGUCACCUAAAAAGACUGAAACGUGGGUCAAAAAAAAAAAAAAAAAAAAAGGUGAUGUCACAAAAAUAUGAAAAACAGAAUGAAACUUGAAUCUGAGAAUGAACCCAAGAGUGUCUUGUGAUUGUGACUUCUUCUGUUUUGGGGGGGGGGAUUUAAAACUGGAGGAAAUGUUUACACAUGUACAACUGUAUGUUGCUGUUCUCUUCGUGUCUCCACAUUAGCAGUUUGGCAACUUUAUCAGUCCUGUUUGCAUUUCUGUGUUGGCCCCAUAACAUCUGACUCCUCUUGUCAAAUAGAAAACAUUCAUAGGCAUUAAACUGAGGAGAAAACUGGAACAUUAGACAGAAAAAUUGACUUUGGACAAAGAGGAUCCAUUAUGAGAUAUUUAAAACUAUAUAUAAAUUAUAUUUACUUGGUAGGUUUUGAUACAGGAAAAGGGGAAAAAGUAAAAGUUUUACUGUUUGGGAAAUGCACUUUUUCUCUUUCUUGCAGAGAGUAGGAUGAGAAGAUUGAUGCCACUCUCACGUUUGCAUGGGACAUAUUCAUGUGAGCAUACAAACCUGAGUGGUAUCAAGCUUCUACUCUAGCAAACUCUUAGCAAGAAAGCAGUAUCCCAUAAUGUCAAACUUUUUUUUUUUUUAAUAAUAAUAAAAAUGUAGUUAAAUGGACUGAAGCCAAAAGGUUUGAGUGGUUUUCCACAUCACUCCCGCUGUCUCACUUCCCCCUCAUCGUUUGCUCUACUCUGAUCUAUCCAUCCAGUCGUGUGGGACUCUGUUUACCUGGCAGGACCGCCAGAGCCAACGUGUAGUUUCUAGAUCAGCAGGACGUCAAGUCAUCUAUAUCCCACGACCUACGCUGGUGUUUACAUGUGAAUGUAAUUCAUUAGGGCUCAUUCUUUUAUGUCAACUAACAUUGAUUUAAAUUUGUCAAAGGUUCAUACAGAAGUGUUUUAUUUCAUCCAAAACAUCCACCUGAUGAUUGAUUGUAUGUGAACAGCUUUCCAAAGUGUUUUUUCUUUAUCACCAUUCUCAGUCCUGUUGCCAAUUUGAUAACCCUGCUACAGAACAUGAAACCCCAACAUUUUUCAAGGCACAGUUUUGAUGAGUCAAACUUAAAAAAUUAUAAUUGAAGAAGCUCAGUCACCUUCUAAGAGCAGCUGUGAUCUGACUGAUGGAAGAUCUUCGGAGUUUAGCAGAAGGAAAAACUUCCAAUCAAGAAAUGUGAAAAAUAUGAUAUGGGUUAUUUACAGCCCAGUGCUGCUUUGUACAAUUUCAUUUGUAUUGUUUUCUUUAUUUGUUUUCUGUAUGUUGCGUUGUACAGGCUGUUACAUAACAAAUCAUAUCUUCCUGAUUUAUAGAAAAUAAACUGACAGACAAUAUGCACAGAA